Messenger RNA from Volvox carteri f. nagariensis, 3420 nucleotides. RefSeq names its product kinesin. Gene Ontology annotation, biological process: microtubule-based movement. The record is from RefSeq and is a predicted model, not a curated record. Gene Ontology annotation, molecular function: ATP binding; microtubule binding; microtubule motor activity. The transcript has 18 exons. NCBI's taxonomy places the organism in Eukaryota, Viridiplantae, Chlorophyta, Chlorophyceae, Chlamydomonadales, Volvocaceae. Bases 1 to 3420 code for a protein of 1139 amino acids.
AUGGCAGGCUACCGCUCUCCACACGUAUCUUCCGAUGGCAGCAGUGCCUUCGGCUUUUCUUUGCCGGCCUCAAAUCAGCAGCAGCAAGACCAGCUGCUGAAGACGCCAGUCGCGCCUGUUAUGCCGGCGGCGGGCCCGAGGCUUAGGGACUCAUUCUUGGCCACUUUGCGCGAGUCAUGGGCCAGAUUGGAGCUCCAUGCUGGGGGCGGUGGCGGCGCUAUGGCCGCAGCCGCCGCAGGAGCAGCAGCCGCUGCUGCCGCUGUACCUAUGCGGUCCUUGGAUUUGGUAACAACGCCGACACGGACGAGUACUUCCUCGUCAGCGGCCGCUGCGGCUGCCGAGCUUGCGGCCGUGACGGCACGGGGCCAGCUGGCCGGCAGCCUUGGCGGGAGCGGUGGCGGCGGCGAUGUUGUUGUUGGUGGUGGUGGCGGCAGCGCCGCUGAUGCUGAUGGAGUUGAGCCCCUUGGUAGCGCGUUGUCUGCGGAGGACUUGCAGGUCGGUGACUUUAAUUUCUCGACGCAUCUGGUGGUGGAUUACAGCAAGCCGACCCGUGAAUCGCCGGCAACCCCUGGGCGUCGCUGGACAGGCAAACGCCGCGGCAAGGACGAUACGUUGAUUGGCAGCACUGGCGUAGAGGGUGGCGACGACGGAACCGCUGACCAUAAUGACAAUAACAGUAAUGAGGAGGAGGAAGGGGAGGACGAGGAGGGGGACGACGACGACGAUGGCGGAAGCCUCAGCAGCGUUGGCAGCAGCGGGAUGGGGUACGAUACCUCGGCAGAGGAGCAAGAGCUCGAGCGCCGCCGGAGCAGCAUGACAGGGAGCACCGCAGGGUUGCGGCCGAAGCCCUCUGGCGGCAGCGCGUCGGAUAUGGCACACGGCCCCGCGCCGUCGCUGCCGCAAGGCGGCGGUGGAGCCGCCACCGCCGCCGCAGAUGGCGGCAAUGGUGGCGGCGGCCGUAGGCCGCCGCUGCCGCCGCUGCGACUAUUGUCCGGCAGCCGCGGCGCCAGCGAUGGUGGCGGCGCCUCCACAACGGCCCCCUCGCUCUCCGCUCAGCAAGCUCCGGCGAUGCAGCAGUCGCAAGCCAGCAGCGGCAUGCCUUCGCGCGCUGCGGCGUGGUCAGGUAGCGUCUUAUCGAAGCUGGGGCUGCAUUGGGGCCGUGACCGCGGCGGUGAUUCACGGGAGGGCGGCGCCACCAGCAUCACACGCAACGCCUCAGCCGGCAGCCUGCUGCCCUUCCCUACGUUCCGGCAAUCCGUCAUGGGGUCCGGGCAGCCGGCAGCAGCGGCUCAUGGGUCCUUCAGUGAUAGGGCCCUGGAGGAGCAGUUGGCGGCUGGCGUUAACCUGGGCCUUACGCGCGGAGACGAUGCCGGCGACGGCAGUUCCAUUAGUGGCCGUUACUACCGCUAUGUGUUUGACCCGGCGGACGUGCAGGCGGAGAUGGAGGUGACGGCCCGAGUGCGGCGAGCUGCCGCGGAAGCCCUCAUGGAGGCCAAUUCCAAGCUGGCGGAGGCGCAGGCUGCGGCUGCGGCGUUGCAACAGCAGGUGGAGCAGGCCAAGCAGCUGGAACAGGAAUUGGAGGUACUGCGGGCUGAGCGAUCGGCCGCUCAUGCCGCCAAGGCCGCGUUGGAAGACGAGAUGGCUGCCGUACGGCGGCAAUUGGAGGCUAUAAAGGAGACUGAAGCCAGCCUGCAGGCUGAGUUGGAAAAUGUUCGCAGCCAGGCGGACAUUUGGCGCUCGUCCAAGGGGGGCGAGCCGGAGAAGCUCAAGCAGGAGAACACGCUGCUGAGGAGCCAACUGACAAACAGGCUUAGCGAGCUGCAGUCGUGUCGGUCCCGGCUGAGCGACGGGGAGACGGAGCGGCAGAGGUUGCUCAGGGAAGCUGAAGAGCUGCGGAAUAAGAUCCAGUGGCUGACCAAGAUCAAUUUGCAGCUGGAGACGGCCGCCUCGCAGCUAAAUGACGCCCGCCGGGCCGCUGCCGAGUGGCAGGAGCGCUUCAUGCGGGAGCGGAACGUGCGCAGGCGGUUGCAUGACCAGCUGCAGCAGCUGAGAGGCAACAUACGGGUCGUCUGCAGGGUCCGCCCGGUGCAGGUGGGUCAGCGGGACAUAGUGAGCUACCCGCUGGAGGGGCUGCUGGCGGUGAGCCCCCCGGACAAGAGGUACCAGGAGUUUGAAUUCGACCACGUCUUUCCGCCCUGCGCCGGACAGUCGGUGGUGUUUGACGAGGCUGUGGCCUCCCUGGUGCGAUCCGUGGCGAACGGCAGCAGCGCCUGUGUCUUUGCGUACGGCCAGACCGGCAGCGGCAAGUCGUACACCAUGCAAGGGACGUCUGAGGACCCAGCCCCUGGCGGAGGCGCCGACAACGCCAUCCCCGCCGCAACCCCCUUGGAGACGGGGGCUGACUCCACCCCUGCCGCCACCACCCCUGCUACCGCUGCAUCACCAAUAACUACUGCUCCCGCGAGCCUGGGCGGCUACAGCAUCCAGGUUUCCAUGUGCGAAAUAUAUAAUGAGGCGGUUUACGAUGUGUUGGCUCCAGAGGUGGGCGAAGAGGAUGCUAUGAAGGCGCUGGAGGUGUCGACAGCGGGCCCCUGCGAGCUGCCGCCCAGCCAGGACCGCAUCCCGGGUCGCACCUGGCGAUUACUGACCAGCGCAGAGGGGGUGGAGGCGCUGCUGAGGGAGUGCGCCAGGAACCGGGCAGCUGUUGCCGCCGCGCUCGGCAUCCAGAGCAGCCGCAGCCACUCGGUGCUGUCAGUGCGGGUGGAGGUGGCGGAGGGGGCCAGGACCGAGGGGGUCAGUGCGGUCGGUUGGCUGCAUUUGGUGGACCUGGCAGGAUCUGAGCGGGCGGACAAGAGCGAUGUCGCCGGACAGCAAUCCAAGGAGGCUCAGAUUGCCGGCCGGUCUCUGUCGGCACUAGGUGAUGUGAUUUCGGCGCUUCAGAGGCGCGAUCCCCACGUCCCUUUCCGUAACUCAGCGCUGACGGCGGCCCUUCAGGACUCCCUAUGCGGCGACUCCGAGAUCCUGUUGCUCUGUAAUAUUGCGCCCGAGGCCACGUCCGCCUCCGAAACCGUCUCCUCUCUCAACUUUGCCAGUCGGGCUGCGCAAUUAGAGCUUCUAGCGCGCCGGGCGGGCUCUGCAGAGCGCAUCGAUCGCAUGGGGCACACGUCUCCGGUUUUUACCGAUCGGCCACAGCAGGAAGGCAGCUGCAACGGUGUCAGCCGCGGCAGCGCCGCCGCAGCCUCGUUAACUUCGUCGCCGCUGCUUCCUCAUCCUCCGCUGCCGAUAAUGAACGGCACCGCUGCCAAGCUUCUAGCCGCCGGGAUACGGGGAGGGGGGUUGCGCUGGCUGCUCGCUUACAUCCGUACAACCGUGACGGACGGUCAUGGGCACCAGCGGAUAAAUGCCUCCCCAGAGAGCUAA